AUGGCCGCCGCUAUCAAAGGACAGCCGUCUAAACUGGCCUACCUCACAGUCGAUACCUUCCGAUCGCACGCAUGUCGCACAUCACAAUUCCGAGCUCGCAUGCAAACAUACGCCACAGCGUCUGCAUCCCCCAAGAUUACCCUCUACACUUUUGGGACUCCCAACGGCCAGAAGGCCAGCAUCGGUCUCGAAGAACUUGGACUCAAAUACAAAGUCGUAGAAGUCGACAUCACAGAAAAUGUUCAAAAGGAAGAAUGGUUCUUGAAGAUCAACCCCAAUGGCAGGAUCCCAGCGAUCGUCGACCACAGCCGCGGUGACUUCCCCGUGUUUGAGACCGGGGCCAUCCUGAUGUACUUGGCAGAACACCACGAUCCCAAGAAUAUCCUUCUUUCCGAAGACGCAAACAAGCGCAGUGAGGCCAUCCAGUGGCUCAACUGGCAGAUGGGCGGGCUUGGCCCUAUGCAGGGUCAAGCGAAUCACUUCUUUCGUUACGCGCCGGAAAACAUUCCAUACGCAAUCAAGCGCUACCAAGAUGAGACCAAGCGCUUGUAUAGCGUCAUGGAGCGUCAGCUGAGCGACGGCAGGGAGUAUCUCAUUGGAGAGUACUCGCUGGCGGAUGUUGCGUGCUUUGGUUGGGGUUUAAGCCUCGAGGAGCUUCCAUUAGUGGACCAGUGGCUCCACCGGGCCGCUAAGCGUCCCGCGGUGCUUCGCGGAAUGAAUGUGCCACGUAAGAACAAUCUCAUCGAGAAUGAUUUUAAGGUUUGA
Molecule: messenger RNA, 765 nt
Organism: Fimicolochytrium jonesii
Lineage: Eukaryota; Fungi; Chytridiomycota; Chytridiomycetes; Spizellomycetales; Powellomycetaceae
Product: glutathione S-transferase
Exons: 7
Coding region: 1-765 (254 amino acids)
Source: RefSeq, a predicted model, not a curated record